Molecule: messenger RNA, 3000 nt
Organism: Dermochelys coriacea (leatherback sea turtle)
Lineage: Eukaryota; Metazoa; Chordata; Testudines; Dermochelyidae
Product: 2-5A-dependent ribonuclease
Exons: 9
Coding region: 443-2650 (735 amino acids)
Biological process (GO): protein phosphorylation; mRNA processing
Molecular function (GO): RNA nuclease activity; ATP binding; protein binding
Source: RefSeq, a predicted model, not a curated record
ACCCUCCUUCCGCUCUGCCGGGGAGCCAGGGACAAGGGGGCGCCCAGAAGCUCAGCGGCUGCUGGGGCAUGGCAGGGAGAGGACGUGGCUUCUAGGGAGCCUUUGCAAGAUCCCAGCCCAGCCCCUGAGCGGACCAAUGCCUUGCAGUUAGGGGAAGCAGACAAGGACCCCAAGGAGCUGCCAGUGGGCAAGUACCCCGAGGAGACGAGGAGGUUUGGACCACGGCGCCCUACACCCACACUGUGGUGAAAUAGCUGAAAAAAACUCCUGAGGGAAUCUUCAGGACUGCACAGUGAAGCGUUGUGUGCUGCUCUCAUCAAAGGCAGAUAUAGAUCUAUGUCCUUCUUCCCAGUUCGAUUGUAUGGGAAAUAAAUUUUGUUCUAAAAACUGCUCAUGAAAGGGACAAAGAGGAGCAAAGGGCACAGCCACUGAUUUAUCCUUCAUGGAGGCCACAGGCAACAGCCAGCCGGUGGCACCAAACGGCUGCGGAAAUGGAACAGCAGCAGCCACAGCGUCUCAGUUAGAUGAGGCUAUCAAAAACGGUUCAGUAAAGAGAGUCCGGCAGCUGUUGGAGGAAGGUGCAGAUGUCAAUUCCAAGAUAGAAGGUGGUUGGACACCUCUGCACAGUGCUGUACAGGCUAAUCAGGAGGAGAUCGUUAGCCUUCUGCUGGAGCAGGGUGCUGAUCCACAUGCCAGAAAGGACAACGGUGCCACUCCCUUUAUUAUAGCAGGCAUAGUGGGGAAUGUGAACCUUUUGGAGCUCUUUCUUUCUAAGGGGUCAGAAAUCAAUGAGAAGGAUAACAACGGCUUCACGGCCUUUAUGGAGGCUGCUUGGUAUGGAAGGGAGAAGGCCUUGAAAUUCUUGUAUGAGAAUUUCUCAGAUGAGAAAGAGAGGGAUGUGAAUUUGGGCCGGAUGGUCAGUACACAACAAAGACAAGUGUACAAAGGCGGGGAGACAGCCCUAAUGGAUGCUGCCAGGAAUGGCCACCUCUCAGCUGUGAAAACCCUCGUGAAAGAGAUGAGAGCCAGCGUCCAUGCCUGUGAUAACUUUGGCAGGAACGCUUUGAUCCAUGCUUUACGGCUGCCUCGGAAGAGGAACACCAUACUUAGAGAAAACAAGAAUAUAGAACCGAUCGUCUCCUUUCUGCUGGACUGUGGCGCUGAUGUUACUGGAAGAGAUGAAAAUGGGAAGACUUCGCUCAUCCUGGCAGCAGAGAGGCAAAGUCAGGAUUUGGUGGGAUUGUUACUGAAGACAUGCAAAGUUGAUGUUAACGCCAUGGGCAAUGGUGGCAAAACAGCGCUGAAGGUAGCUGUGGAAAACAACCAUGAGGAAAUAGCCAAGCUGUUAUGUGAGAACGGAGCCAGGGCAGAUGGUUGUGACGUUUUUGCGGCCAAAGAAAACUACAACAAUGAAAUGGUGAUGUUGCUGCUCAAAUACGGUGCCACGGCUACUAAAAGUCAGCCUCCUAAAGAGUGGGCACCCACCAGCAAACGCUGGGGAGAGCAACUACGGCGUCUUCACAGUAUAAAUUCCCCUCAGAUCGGAAAACUCAACAUCAUAUUUGAUGAGUAUUACCGCAUUGAGAGCACCUCUGAAGGAGGCAUCUACCUGGGAUUCCAUGCGGGGAAAGAGGUGGCUGUGAAGAGAUUCCUUCUUGGCAGUGAUAAGGCUAAACAAGAAUCCAUGUGCCUCAGUCACUGCCAUAGAAACAGGCAUAUGGUAAAACUUCAUGAGAUUGAGACUCAUGGCAACUGCCAGCUCUUCUGCCUCUCCCUCUGUGAGAGCAACCUUGAGGAUCAUCUGAGCAAAUCUGCACAGGGAGUGAAUAAUCAUGACAUCCUCAAGACGCUCUUGGAAGCAGUGAGAGAUCUGCACUCUUUGGAAUUAGGCCAUGGGGACCUGCACCCACGUAACAUUUUGAUAGAUGCGGAUGAUAAAGUUCUUCUUGCAGAUUUUGAUGAGAGUAGCAGUUUUGCUGAAGGUCAAAGGGAACUUAUAAUCAAAGAAGACUUGGAGGCACUCGGAAGGUUGGUCCUAUAUGUUGUAACAAGGGGUAAGGUCCCUUUUGAUGGACCUGAUGGAGAGGAUGUGGCUGCAAGAUGUCCAACGGAUUUGCAGGGUCACAUGGAGAUUGAAGAUCUCAUAAGAAGUUUGGUCUCUCCCCAUGGGGGAAAUUCAGUUCAGUUAGGAGACUUGAUUCACCAUCCAUUUUUCUGGACCCAUGAGAGCAGGUUUGAGUUUCUUGUGGAUGUUGGGAAUAAUCCAGACAUUGAAAAACGCAAUUUUGAGAGCCAGAUUGUGAAAGCGUUGAAUUGUAAUAAGGCAACAACUGAGAAGCACUUCUACCAGUGGACUAAGAAGAUUGAUCAAGAUGUCCUGAAAAACAUGAAAAACAAACGCCCCUAUAUAGAUACUGUCAUUGACUUGUUGAGGUUAAUCAGAAAUGUGGGGGCACACUAUGGUGGAAAACCACAAUGGUUCAAGGAAAUAAUCCAGAACCCAUCACAGUAUUUUGUUGACCGGUUUCCAGAUCUGACAUUUUAUGUCUAUGAGCAUUUGCGCCGUGUGGACAGAGAUAGGAAGAUGAACUCAAGAGAAAGAGCAUUCCUAACUUCUCCUCAGGGUAAAGAGAUCAGCAGGGGGACGUGAUGCUCCCAAGAUGGCCUGGCAGCAUCUACGCAGCUUUUCUAAAGGAGGUCCUUCACCACAUCCUCAAAGGCUACAAUCCCAGGUGAGACAUCACUUUGAGUACCGGAAGCUGCCCAGUCCUCUGCUGAUGACAAAAUAAGGCACAAAUGAAGCAACAGGGACACUAUGUGGCCAGGUGGAAGAAAACCUCAAGUCUCUUCCUUGGGAAUUUCCCAGAAAGAGAGGCACCCCAGGGGAGUGGGGUUGGGAAGAGAAACGAAUUUAAAAUAUAUACAUGCUGUGAUGUAUUGCUCUGCUUAUCCACUUCUUUGCGGUGAUUGUAAUCCCAGAAAUAAACUAAAGUAAAUAAA